AUGCAGAAUUCCGCCUUUUCUCUCACUUUCCUUCUCCUCUUUCUUCUACCAUCACUCUCAGAAUCACAGCUAACAUCAACUGAAUCAAGAACUCUGUUAGAAAUCCAGAAGCAUUUACAAUAUCCACCGAUUCUUAGAUCAUGGAGCAACUGGACCAAUUUCUGCUACCUCCCUCCUUCUCCUUCCUUUAAAAUCCUCUGUUUCAACGGUCACGUAACCGAAUUAACCGUCACCGGGAACAGAACCGUUAAGCUUCCCGGGAAUUUCUCCAGCGACUCACUCUUCACUGUUCUUACAAAACUCUCAAACUUAAAGACCUUGUCUCUUGUCUCUCUCGGCAUCUCCGGUCCUCUCCCUCCAAAGAUCAUAAGGUUAUCUUCAUCUCUCCAAUCUCUGAAUCUCAGCUCAAAUUUCCUCUCCGGUAAAAUCCCAAAAGAGAUCUCGUCGUUGAAGAGCCUGAGAAGUCUUGUUCUAGCGAACAAUAUGUUCAACGGAAGCGUUCCUGAUCUCAGAGGGUUGUCAAAUCUUCAAGAGCUGGAUUUAAGCGGUAACAAACUCGGCCCUGAAGUUGUUCCUUCACUCGCAAGCAACUUGAUCACUGUUUCAUUAAAGAACAACUCUUUUGGCUCCAAGAUUCCGGAACAGAUCAAGACACUGAACAAGCUUCAAAGCUUGGAUCUUUCUUCCAACAAGCUCGUUGGGUCAAUCCCAAGUUUCAUGCUUUCGCUUCCUUCGCUUCAGAAUCUAAGUUUAUCACAAAACUUGCUGAGUGGGUCACUUCCGAAUCCAUCGUUAUGCAGCUCCAUCAAGCUUAGAGUUUUAGAUGUUUCUCGGAAUCUUCUGACUGGAAAGCUUCCGUCUUGCUUCUCUUCCAAGAGUUUCCAUAACCAGAGAGUGAUCUACACAUUCAAUUGCUUGUCUGUAAAGGGUUCUCCUUCUGCAAAGUAUCAGCGUCCGGUUUCCUUCUGUGAAAACGAAGCAAAGCAAGCGGUUGGAGCUGUGAAGUCUGACACUAAGGAUGAAGAAAAGAAAGAAGAAGAUAAAGGAAUCGAACUUGGAUUGGUGAUUGGCAUCAUCAUCGGUGUGGUCCUUGUUUCACUUGUUUUGGCUGGCUUGGUUUUGGUUAGGAUGAGAAAUUCAAGAUCAAAGGAAGAGCCUUUUGAAGCAAACAAUGUUGAUAAGGUCUCUGUUUGCAGCAACACCACAAGGUCCACCAUAUCAAAGACAGUACCAGAUUCAAAACGAGUCCCACAAACCAUGAGAUCAGCUGUCAUUGGACUAUCACCUUACCGAGUAUUCACUUUUGAGGAACUGGAAGAAGCAACAAACAACUUUGAUGAAGGGAGUCUCUGUGGAGAACAGCUGUACAAAGGUUGUCUUAGAGAAGGCAUAGCAGUGACAGUGAGGUGUGUUAAACUGAAACAGAAGAGUUCAACACAGAACUUGGCUCAACAAAUGGAAGUUUUGUCAAAGCUAAGACACAUGCAUUUAGUCAGUGUUCUCGGACACUGCAUUGUUCCUAAUCAAGAUCAUCAUCCAUACGCCGGGAGUACCAUUUUCAUAGUCCAAGAAUACAUUUCUAACGGGUCUUUGAGGGAUUAUUUAACCGAUAGCAGAAAGAAAGAGGUGUUGAAAUGGCCUCAAAGAAUGUCGAUAGCGAUUGGAGUCGCUCGAGGGAUACAGUUUUUGCACACUGGAGUGGCACCAGGUAUCUUUGGGAAUAAUUUGGAGAUAGAGAAUGUUCUGCUUGAUGAUACACUCACUGUAAAACUCAGUGGUUAUACUAUUCCUUUACCUUCCAAGGUUGGAGCAGAGAGCCCUAGUAAUGAAGAUGGGGAGAAAGAGGAUGUAUACCAGUUUGGAGUCAUACUAGUUCAGAUCAUCACAGGCAAAGUAAUGGCAUCUGCAUCUUCAGAGUUGGGAAGCUUGAAGCUUCAGCUAGAGAAUGGUUUAAGAGACGAACCAUCAGUGUUGCGUAGCUUAGCAGAUCCGAGUGUGAGAGGAACGUAUGCGUAUGAGUCACUGAGGACCACAGUAGAGUUCGCCAUUAACUGUCUUUGUGAAGAUCAGAGGAAACGGCCAUCGAUAGAGGAUGUUGUGUGGAAUCUACAGUACACAAUUCAGGUGCAGCAAGGAUGGUCAAGCAGCGGAAACCUUGGGCUUGGUGGCACAUAG
Messenger RNA from Microthlaspi erraticum, 2175 nucleotides. The record is from the annotation of a GenBank genome assembly. NCBI's taxonomy places the organism in Eukaryota, Viridiplantae, Streptophyta, Magnoliopsida, Brassicales, Brassicaceae.